Drosophila simulans is the source of this 8212-nucleotide messenger RNA. It is a transcript of the gene dnc, whose product is annotated as cAMP-specific 3',5'-cyclic phosphodiesterase. The transcript has 14 exons. Gene Ontology annotation, molecular function: 3',5'-cyclic-AMP phosphodiesterase activity. Bases 559 to 3756 code for a protein of 1065 amino acids. The record is from RefSeq and is a predicted model, not a curated record. Lineage: Eukaryota; Metazoa; Arthropoda; Insecta; Diptera; Drosophilidae. Gene Ontology annotation, cellular component: nucleus; perinuclear region of cytoplasm; cytosol. Gene Ontology annotation, biological process: signal transduction.
UGCCAGUCGGAAGCGGCUUAUCGCGUCGCCAGCUGCCAGUUGCGAAUCAGACGUCUGAGCAGCAACAACAGCACAGCGGCAGUGGCAACAUCGCAGCAACAGAAGCAGCAGCAGCAGCAACAGCAACAUCACUGUGGCAACCGCAACAGCACAGCGCAGCAACAUCAGCACGUGUGCCCCAGAGUGCGUUUCCAUUGCAAAAGCAGUCUUUUUUUUUACAAGUGUUACUUUUUGUCAGUGUGCGCAACGAAAGUGCUCGAGAAAUCCAGCAGAGAUAAAUACAUAAAACGCCGGGAAAUUCAAGAGAAAAGCAAGAAAAAAGUUAAGGCUAAAAAGCAAUUAAAACAAAUUGUGCCGUAAGUCAAGUCGGUGGGCUUACAGCCCAGUCGCCCGCAAAAAAAAAAAAAAAUAAAAUUAUAUAUAGAAAGAAACAAAGAAAACUGAAAACUGAAAAAAAAAACAUAAAUACACGAGAAACCACCGCAGGAUCCGCAGGACAACGUACCCACCGAUCCCAAAAGAAACGCACGCGAAAAAAAGGUGAAAUAAAAGGAAACCAUGUCCCAGGAGAGUAAUGGUGGCCCAGCAGCAGGAGGCGGAGCAGCAGCGCCACCACAAUACAUAAUAACCACACCCAGCGAGGUGGAUCCCGACGAAGUGCGCUCCAUGGCCGACUUGGAGCUGGGAUCCCCCGAAAAGCAGGUGCAGGUACAGAGCCAAAAGUUCUCCAGCACGUCGAGCACCACCAAGGUGGCCACCCACUCCUUUUCGAUGAGCAGUAGUGCCGGCACUACUGUGCAGCAAAGCAAACAGGACAGCGCCCAGCAAAUCCAGCAGCUCCAACAGCUCCAGCAGCUCCAGCAGCUCCAGCACCAGCAGCAGCAGCAGUCCCAGCGAAUCAUAUCCAGCUCGACGAGGAGCCAGAGCCUGCAGUCCAGCACGAUUGUGGGCGAGGCCACCACCAUCACGAGCGGAGCCGCCCAGAUGCUGAGCUCCUCGGCGGCGGCCUCGCUGGCCCAGCAGCUGAAGGCCCAGAGCUCCACCUCGAUCAUCACCAGCAGCGAGCAGAGGACCAGCACGAGCACCAGCAGCAGCAGCAGCACCCGGUUCAUAGCGAGCGGCUCCAGCAACCUGGCCGGCGGCAACUCGAACUCGGCCAGCUCGGCCAGCAGCAAGACUCGCUUCCAGAGUUUCCUUCAGCAGCCGGAGGGCGCCCACGGCUUUCUGACGGCCCAUCAGAAGCACGUGCGGCAGUUUGUGCGCUCCACGUCGGCGCACUCGGAGGCGGCAGCCGGAGUGGCUGGGGCACGGCCGGAGAAGUGCAUCCGCAGCGCCUCCACCCAGAUCGACGAUGCCAGUGUGGCCGGCGUGGUGGAGUCGGCCGGGAACUUGACUGACAGCUCCGCCACCGGGGGAUCCAUGCAGCUGUCGAUGAGCAAGCUGGGCCUGCAGCAGUCCUCCUCCAUUCUGAUCUCCAAGUCGGCCGAAACGAUCGAGAUGAAGAGCUCGUCGGCGGGCAUGCGCACCCAGUUGACCCUGAGCGGUGGCUUCCUGGCGCCGCCGGGCAGUCGCAAAAUAACCAUUUUGAGUCCCAUUCACGCGCCGCCCGGUCUGCAUGACAUGCUCAAGCGGGCCCAAGGACGAUCGCCGCUCUCGCCCAGGAUCAGCUUCCCCGGCAGCGAUUCGGACCUCUUUGGUUUCGAUGUAGAAAAUGGCCAGGGCGCUAGAUCACCGCUCGAGGGCGGCUCUCCCAGCGCCGGUUUGGUACUACAGAAUUUGCCGCAGCGUCGCGAAUCGUUUCUAUAUCGCUCCGAUUCGGACUUUGAGAUGUCGCCCAAGUCCAUGUCCCGAAACUCAAGCAUCGCUAGCGAAAGGUUUAAAGAACAGGAAGCCUCUAUACUCGUUGACCGAUCCCACGGCGAGGAUCUCAUUGUGACGCCUUUCGCCCAAAUUUUAGCCAGCUUACGUUCAGUGCGCAACAAUUUAUUAAGUCUGACAAAUGUUCCAGCAUCAAACAAAUCCAGGCGGCCCAACCAAUCCUCGUCGGCCUCGCGAUCGGGAAACCCCCCAGGAGCCCCGCUGUCCCAGGGCGAGGAGGCCUACACCCGCCUGGCCACCGACACAAUCGAGGAGCUGGACUGGUGCCUCGACCAGCUGGAGACCAUCCAGACCCAUCGCAGCGUCUCCGACAUGGCGUCGCUUAAGUUCAAACGCAUGCUCAACAAGGAGCUGUCGCACUUCAGCGAGUCCAGCAGAUCGGGAAAUCAGAUUUCCGAAUAUAUAUGUUCCACAUUUUUGGACAAGCAGCAGGAGUUCGACUUGCCAUCACUGCGCGUGGAGGAUAACCCCGAGCUGGUGGCCGCCAACGCGGCCGCUGGCCAGCAGUCCGCUGGACAGUACGCGCGCUCCCGCUCGCCGCGCGGUCCGCCCAUGUCGCAGAUCAGCGGCGUGAAGAGGCCGCUGUCGCACACCAACAGCUUCACCGGCGAACGGCUGCCCACCUUCGGCGUGGAGACACCCAGGGAGAACGAGCUGGGCACCCUGCUCGGCGAACUGGACACCUGGGGUAUUCAGAUAUUCAGCAUCGGCGAGUUCAGCGUCAAUCGACCGCUCACCUGUGUGGCAUACACCAUAUUUCAGAGUAGAGAAUUACUGACCAGUCUUAUGAUACCACCGAAAACUUUUCUUAACUUUAUGUCUACUCUGGAGGACCACUACGUCAAAGACAAUCCGUUUCACAAUUCGCUGCAUGCCGCCGACGUGACCCAAAGCACCAACGUGCUACUCAACACACCGGCGCUGGAGGGCGUGUUCACGCCGCUCGAAGUGGGCGGGGCGCUGUUCGCCGCUUGCAUCCACGAUGUUGAUCAUCCCGGCUUAACCAAUCAGUUCUUGGUUAACUCAAGUUCCGAACUAGCAUUAAUGUACAAUGACGAAUCUGUUUUGGAAAAUCAUCAUUUAGCUGUUGCCUUUAAAUUAUUACAAAAUCAAGGAUGUGAUAUAUUCUGUAAUAUGCAAAAGAAACAACGCCAAACAUUGAGGAAAAUGGUUAUUGAUAUUGUGCUGUCCACGGACAUGUCCAAGCACAUGAGUCUGCUGGCCGACCUGAAGACAAUGGUGGAAACCAAGAAGGUGGCCGGCUCCGGAGUACUGCUGCUGGACAACUACACCGAUCGCAUACAGGUGCUUGAGAAUCUGGUGCACUGCGCCGAUCUGAGCAAUCCCACCAAGCCGCUGCCGCUUUACAAGCGCUGGGUAGCCCUGCUCAUGGAGGAGUUCUUCCUGCAGGGCGACAAGGAGCGCGAGUCGGGCAUGGACAUCAGUCCCAUGUGCGAUCGCCACAAUGCCACCAUCGAGAAGUCGCAGGUGGGCUUCAUCGACUACAUCGUCCACCCACUAUGGGAGACCUGGGCGGACCUGGUGCACCCGGAUGCCCAGGACAUACUCGACACGCUUGAAGAGAACAGAGACUACUACCAGAGCAUGAUACCGCCUUCGCCGCCGCCAUCGGGCGUCGAUGAGAAUCCGCAGGAGGACAGGAUACGCUUUCAAGUAACCCUUGAGGAAUCCGACCAGGAGAACCUCGCCGAGCUGGAGGAGGGCGACGAGAGUGGCGGCGAGAGCACCACCACAGGCACCACCGGAACCACCGCCGCCUCCGCGCUAAGCGGGGCUGGGGGCGGUGGCGGCGCAGGCGGGGGAGUGGCACCAAGAACGGGUGGCUGCCAAAACCAACCGCAACACGGUGGAAUGUGACGGAGAGUCGUGGGAAUUUAUCGCAAAUUGCAGGAAAAGGCUCACAACUUUUUCCUAUUACGUUAGUGACUACUAUUAACACAGAAAACCAAACAAAAACCUAAAACGAAAAACAAAAAAAAAAACAAAGAAAAACUCUUGGAAAAAAUGCAAAAAAAAAAAAUACAAAAAAAAACCAAAAACCCAAGUAAGGAAAUAUUAAACCAAUGUUUAAACGCAUACAAAAAUCCAAACAGCAAUAGCAAAACUACCGUUAAACCUAUAAAGUCUAGAGAAAAUCGAAAAAGGAAAUUAGAAAUUUACUUAAUGGAACCCGAGAUUGAUGUUGAAAAUACACGGAAAAGGAGGAGGAGGCAGAGCUAACUAAGAUAAAAUCGUACAUAUUGUUAAAAAAAAAAACAUAGACACACUAAAUUCAAGACAAAGCAAAGAUAAUGAGAAAAAAUCGAUAAGUUAUAAUAAGACGAUACCGAAACUCCCGCCCCAAACCCAAAGAAUCCCCAGUUCCCCUGCCCUUUAUAUAUAUACAAUUUUUGUUGCAUGUGUAGGUAAAUGAUUUUUGUCAAAUUCAUCUGAAGUAGUGCAUCCAUCAGAGGAAGCCCCCUAAGCUGAGUCUCCUCUUUUAAUCCCUUGACUAAAGUGAAAUAUUUAAAACAGAGCAUCAGGCGAACGAAAAGGAAUAAUUAAUAUGACCUAGCUUAAGAGAAGUUAUUAAGUUUUUAAUGUUUUGCAUGCCCAAACAGAUUUAUUUUACUUGAUUGAUAACGCUAGACCUAACCGAUAAACGAUAACAGCAACACAUGGAGUUUUUUUUAUAAUUUAGACCACAGCGACAGAAGCGAAAGAAAAUCAACCAUGUAAAGUGUAAGAACCCAGUGAAUUAAACCAAAAUUGAAAGCCAACCGAGUUGAAACCAAUUUAAUUCUAAAUCUAAAUCUAAAUCUAAAUCCACAACCCAAAACCCCAAGCAACAAAAAAGAAAGAAAGAAAAGAAAGGAACAGUCUACAGCCAGACUGUAGUUGUAUAGUAAUAUAUAUGAUAUAAAUAUUUUUUUUAAUAUUAUUUGUAAAUAAUUUAAAUGUUGGACUCGAAUUUAAAUCAAGCGGCUAGCAAAUGUUGCAUUGCAGCUAAACUAAAAUGAAAACAAAGCCAAAAACACACAUAAAUAGGGAGCUAAGUGGAAAAUGUGGAAAAGGAAAAACUAUUGUACAAUUAGCUAAAGAAUUUCCAUUUCAAUUUUCAAUUUGAAUUGCAAUUUGAUUUGCUUCCAGAAGAGAAUGAAAGGAGACAAGAGAACGUAGGGAGAUAAACCGAAAAUUAGUUUCAAACGCUGUCUUCGCAAAUAUUUUUCGCUAUAUAUUACUUAUACCAUUAUUUUACUAGUUACUAAGCUACUUACUGAGCCACACAAAUUUAAAACGAAAGAGACAAGACACCAGGACAAGAAAGAGACGGAGCUUUCAUGAAUUUAGUGAACAAACAUAACACACACAAUUUACAAAGCGAACACCACAAAAAAAAAGACUCUUCAAGCACAAAAGCAGUUUAGUUUUCCAACUGUAAAACCAAAGCAAAGCAAAAUAACAACACAAACGAUAUAAUCCCAAAAAGUCAUUGGCUAUAAUAUGAUUACUUAACCUAACCUAUACAAUAUAUAGAUAUAUCCUAUAUGCAUAUGUAAAGUCACGAUACUGGCGCUGGUGCGCGGAUCGAUCAAUGUGGCAGGCCAAAUUCUAAACGCGCAUAAUUUAACUAUUGUUUACAUUAUGUUUUAUUGUUAUUAAUUUAUUACCCAAAAACAUUAUUUUUUCAGACCUAGUGCUAUAAAUUUCUUUUUUGUGUUGAAGCGGGCAGGAUCCGCGCAUAAAAUAGUGUUUUUUUUUUAAUUACAAAUAUAUAUAAAUAUAUAUAUAUAUAUAUAUAAUAUGAUAUGUGAAUGAAAUGUAAUGAAAUGAAGUGGAACCUUGAUGGUCUAAAAAUAUCAUUAAAAGCGAGAUGGAAAGUUGAAGAACAAGAUACUUUAUAGCAAUUUAAGCAGCAUUGUAAAUGUGCGCUUCAGAACUACUUUUUUCGAAACUUAAUCGACCUUCAGCAAAUACAGCAAGAUAUAUUACCUACAUACAAACAUAUAUUAUUAAUUGAACCAUAGUUGCGACAAAAACAAAAAUGACGGCAAGUCCAUGGCAAACUUAAACAAAAACCAAAAGCUACUUUAACAAAUUGAGUGAAAUAAAUAAAAGAAAGAAAACAAACAAAAAAAAAACAAAAAACAAAAACAAAAACCAUAUGACUUUUUUCUCCUCUCACAAAAUAAAAGCGAAAAACAGAAAAAUAAACUAGUAUUGUAUUGUAUUUGUAACACGAAUUUUCCUGCGAGUGAACUCUUUCCGCAGAACCAUAAAGCCGGAAAUGAAAACCUACAGAGAAUCCGCAGCAAGCGCGGCACUGGUGCGUGUGUAGCUAUAGCUAUACGAUUAUGUAAUUUACCAGAGUAUUAACCGAACAUUUAAAUUUAUAUGCAUAUGCAUACCAACACACAUAUAUAGAUAUAUACUAGGAAUAUAUGCAGUAACGGACAUUUGAUGUAUACUCGAGUUUGAAACAUAACCUAACCAGAUGUUGUAUGUGUAUGUGUAAUUCGAUGAACUUAAAGUCCAAGGCCACACGUGAAAAUAACCCCAAGCAGGGCGCCCCAUAAGAACAAGCAAUUUAUAGUGAAAAAGUCGAAAAGUAUCUAAAUGUAAUUGUUAGAAAAUGCCAAGUAAAUCCGAAAGUUACCACAGAGUUAAAGAGGCAUCUAUCUAUCCUAUCACCCCGUCCCCCAAAUUCCCAAAUCCCCAAAUCAAUUUUUGACUGAAAUUGAAUCGUCUAGUAGAGGCACUCGAUUCGUACUCCUUCCUCCCCUCCAAUCCCCUCCCCUCCCCAUACCAUACCCCUUCUUCCCCAACUACUGUACUUUAUCCGAUUUUUCCUAUCGACGUGCCGCCAAUUAUAUCAGUGUAUAUAAACUAUUUAAAAAUCACGCAUAUAUGCACACAUAGAGUUUUGUAGCAUCAUAUGUCAUUGAGGAUACCCACUAACACAUAUGUGGCGGGAAAUAAGCAAGUAAAUAUUUACAUAUAUGUGUGGGUAACGAGAGAUCAGCAUUUGUAGCACAGGUUGGCCAAAUUUAUUGGGAAUAACGAGUAAAGUUGCCGAAGAAAAACCAAAUGAAAACUGUUUGUUGUGCUGUUAGCCGUAAAUGAGAACUUUUUUUUGAGAUAACUUAAUACCUAUAUAUAUAAAUAUGUAUUACAAUAUAUGUAUCUAUAAAUAUAUUAAAACAGGCGACAAACAAAUUAAACCAAAUACCGGAACAAAAAAAAAAACAAAAUCGAAAAAGAAAAAGAAAAAGAAAAAGAAGAGAGAGAAAAAAAUAAUACAAGCGAUAUUGAAAAUGGCACGUUUUGUACUAUAAUGAAAUGAGAAAACACCAAAGACGAAUGCAAAACAAAAAUGCAAACACAAAACAAAAAAUAUACAAGAAAUAUUCUUAAAAGAAAUACCAUAAAUUGUGCGCUGGCGACGACGGUUGUUUGAAAGAGAGAAAGAAAGCAAAGGACAUGCCGCUUGAAAUGCCGAUCGUUAGCGAGUCCUUUCGUCUCGCAAGUCGUCGGCAUUUCAAUCGAGCGGAGAAUCGGGAGAUAUUAUAUACAUAUAGAACACGUAACGCUGGCGUUACUGGGCAAACAGUUAGGCAUUUUUUUUUUUUUUUGGAAAUUUAUACAAUUACAUAUACAAAAAGCUCACCCACAACAACAAGGACAACUACAGAAGAAACAAACACACACAUACAUGGCAACACUAACGAGUACACGGACAGCGAUUUGCCGGAUCAAAAUUCUGGGGAUUUCGAUAAACGAACCGAGAAAGGAAACGGAAAUUAGAACGCGGAAAGUUAUCGGCAAGUUAUUUACCACGGAAACUGAUCGGGUGUACUAUAGUACCAAAUAGGGCUUACCCAGGCUGAUUCACCCAAAAUAAUAAAUAUAUACAUGUAUGUAGUAACGAGCUGGCUUUUGUUGUUUAGUUAUGUAUUGUUUCGGUUAUGUUUUGCCUCUCUCAGAAUUACCAUAUGCAUAUAUAUAUAUAUAUGUAUAUUCUAUGUAUAUAUAUGUAGUUAUGUAUGUGAAAAGCGUAAUCAUUUAUGAAACCAAUGAAAAUCUAACCUGAAAACAAAGAGAAAACCCCAAGUCAAAUACAUAAUUGCAUGCAAGAGUAAGUAAUAUUAAUGAAAUCUAAGAACAAAGGUCACUCCCUGGCUUUAAAAAAAGGCCGCAUGGCAAAUGAUAAAUGGUAAAAAAAAAAUGAGAAGGUGGCAUUAUGAACAGAUUUGAAUGAUUACGGAAUACAGACUAAAAAUGAAAAUGAAAAAUUAAAAAAUCCAAAUAAAUGAAAAGAUAAUAUUUAAAAAUA